Molecule: messenger RNA, 3967 nt
Organism: Nycticebus coucang (slow loris)
Lineage: Eukaryota; Metazoa; Chordata; Mammalia; Primates; Lorisidae
Gene: GNG4
Product: G protein subunit gamma 4
Exons: 4
Coding region: 467-694 (75 amino acids)
Biological process (GO): G protein-coupled receptor signaling pathway
Cellular component (GO): heterotrimeric G-protein complex
Molecular function (GO): G-protein beta-subunit binding
Source: RefSeq, a predicted model, not a curated record
AGCGGGCGCGACCAACGCGGAAGGAAGGGGCGAGGGUCGGCGCGGCCUGGCCCGGCCCGGGGGUGCUGGGCGGCGGUUCCCGCGUGUGGGUGACUCGACCCCCGACGCGGCGGCGGGAGCGGAGAGGGCGGGCCGGCCCCUGCGCCCCCUGUCCCCGCCCAGCCUCACGUCGUCCGGGCGGGCCGGGGACCCCGCGGCAUUUUGCUCCGCAAGCCGGACCCUCCCGCUGCCCCCGCGCCGGAUGAGCAGCGAUGCCGCUCGGCCUGGCCGCGCCCCGCGUGCUCCGCGCCGGAGACAAAGCCCGCGCGUGAGCAGCGCCCUCGGCCCGCGCGUCCUGCUCCGGGUGAGCCUCAAAGCAGGAAUUCUGAAUCCACCUCUUGUCUGAGGACAGACUGCUGCUGCCACUGCUGGCCUCAGUCCCCUGCCCAGACCCGUCACCGUGCUGCCCCUCAGCAGGGGCAGCAGAAUGAAAGAAGGCAUGUCCAAUAGCAGCACCACGAGCAUCUCCCAGGCCAGGAAAGCGGUGGAGCAGCUGAAGAUGGAGGCGUGUAUGGACAGGGUAAAGGUCUCCCAGGCAGCCGCGGACCUCCUGGCAUACUGUGAAGCCCACGUGCGGGAAGACCCCCUCAUCAUUCCGGUGCCUGCGUCAGAAAACCCCUUUCGAGAGAAGAAGUUUUUCUGCACCAUUCUAUAACUCCAUUUGUGAUGAAAACGUCUCCUCUUCUACCCCUGGAAACCCUAGUAGAGCCCGUGCAUGCUCUCAGCCCUGGCCAGCGCAGCCCACACCAUCCCUCCCCCAGGGAUGGAGCCAGGGCGUGUCUCGUCUUCUCAUUUGUUUUCUUCAUAGCAUUUAAUUUCUUGUUCUUUUUGUUUCAUUUUCAUGUAUUGGCAAAGAAAAUAGACAUUUUCGUAGCCACAUAAGGAUGUCACGUAAAAAUACAGAUUUGAGGGUUAAAAUUUUUAAACAUUGAUUCCCAAGCUUAAAUACAUCACAUUAAUGCCUUUCAGGGGAUAACUUACUGAAAAGAAAAACUGUACCCAAAUAGCCCACGGUUUAAUUCAGUACCAAAUUACAGCAGCUUGACACCCUGAAAUACAUAGCUAAAGUUUCCAUCUCCCUUCGAGGAGAGAGCAGCUGUGGGCAUUUUCUAUUUCCUGCAUUUCUCUCAUCCGGUUAUUAAAAAGGCAACGACCCACAGGAUUGGGAUGGUUUUCUGAACACGUGGCUCAGACCCUGGGGUCCUUGUUUCCCAUGCUUCUUAUUGACUACUCCGGAGGUGGUCCUUCCACAAACAUCGGCGUCCUAUGGACGCUGUAGUCAGUGUGGCCCUGAGCGCCCACCAAGUCAUCGCUGUCGGCACUUCAGCCAGGCCCACGGGUGCCCUCUCCCCUCUGCAAAUGCCACUUCCCCCUGCUCCCUCCUCUCUGGCUCUUACUUGGUGAGCUGCAUUAAUAUUAGGGCCUGUUCUGGACACAGUGCAGGCCCCUCCCAGGCUUCACCAGCACAGCCCCUUCUCUGCAGGUGCGAGUCACAGUGCCAGUGUGUGCCACCAGUGAGCCGAGCAUGGAUGUGUAUUAAGCUAUUUAAUCUUCCAACAAUAAAUGUCAUGAGUGCAUGUGUGUUUUAGAGCAAGGGGAGACUGAGGCACAGAGAGAUUUGACCAAGGUCACAGACGGUAAGCAGGGAAACUGGGAUGUGAGUGCAGGCAGCCUGGCCCCAGCACCUUCCUGAACCCCUGAGCUCUGCUGCCUUGCAGUCCGCCUGUUUGCAGGCAUAGAGACCCACAAACAAUCUUAAUGUCACACUGUGAAGCAAACCACUACAGGCCGCUCAGUGGCCCACUUCUCUUCCCACCUUCACCAGGAGGAGGCCUGGCAAGCCCAUCUUCUAGCAGUUUAUGGAAGAUGACGUGUGGAUGUCCCAGGGGAAGGAGCAUCACUGAAUUAGCUCUUGGAUUUUCUAAGACCACCCUGCAGGCUGUGCCUAAAUCAAACGCAAACCACCCCCAGUGUAAGAGGAGAAUAAACCGUGGGCACAGAGAGCUUUGUCUGUGUUUGUUCGAUGCCACUUAUUUGGGAACUGCCUCUCUCCCUGGUUCUGACAGAGCCUCGCCUCUGAGCCAGGGCAGGCCAUUGUGUGCCUGCAAUGUUCUAACCUACAAAUUGGGGAUCAUGGUAAUUACUCCUCCUGCCUCUGCCUGGGAGGAAACAGAGAGAUGCUACCUAGAUGAAAGCUCUGAUUAUCAUUUAAAACAAACGUACUGACUGCCAGCCUAAUGUAGGGAGGAAUGCAUGACUUCAAAGGUACCUGGUUCAGCGGAUGAGUAAGACGAAAUGGCCUGCAAACAGGCAAAUCUAAUUUCAGAUCACUUAAUGACUUGCUGCCAUCAUACAUGGUUUACACAUUUUUAUUCCUUGUUGCUUCUGUUGAACCCCAGUUUUAGUUUUAUUAAGGCUCGCUGAUAAAGCCAGUGUCUAGGAAGCUGUGUGCUCAAACUACGGCAGAACUGCAGGCUGGGGCAACACUACACUUCAGGUCCUUCUACAGCUGGUUUAUGACCAGGAUGUCUCUUCUGUGGUCCAUGUCACCAUCAAUACACUGCUGAAACAAAGCAGUCCAUAAAACACAUCAGAGACGCUGCCAAGGCAGGGUGACAGCACAGAGCCAAAAUUGGGUCAAGAAGAAAGCGCUUUGCGUCUUCCGCCUGCUUCCUCUCCCUUGUCUUUGCCGUUCCUGUCAGCCUCCCCUUCAUUUUCUUUCUUUUUCCUGUUCUUCCUCUCUUCCUUACCUUCCCCUGAGAAAUGUUUUUCUGUCCUUUCACUGCACCUCUUCCUUCCAAACCUAGGGCAUUUUCUGUGGUCACUCUUCCUAAAGGGGUUCCUAAACUCAAUCCCCUCUUUGUACAUGUGGGUUCAUGCACAUGGGCUGUGAGAUACACAAACAUGUGAAUGAGCCCCCUCCCCUUCUAACAAUCACAGUGGAGUGUGGCUGCAGUGGACAGUUGUCAUUUUGGACAGUGGACAGUUUGGCUGUCCAGCAUCUGCCCCCCCUUCCUAUAGGGGGGAUGUCAUCCCUGAGGUACCUACCUCUCACCGUGGAAGCUGGGGUAGAGAGGUGUUCCCCAUCUCUCAGGGGCACCCCUCCCAGCCCUGUACCAGCCAGGGAGUGGUCAGUGACCUGGGUGGACUAUUGGACUCCCCUGCAUGGGGGUUGUGAGCCCAGAGCGAGUGACACAGAGAUGACAGGAUGCUGAGAGUUUCAUGGAAGCCAUGGUGGUCCAGGGGGAGCAGGGUCCUAGGAAGAUCAUUGCUGCCCCACUCCUAGGCCAUGCCCCACAGAUCUGCCUUCAUCUCCACCAUCGCCUUUCUAGUUCUCUGUCAAUGCUAUGGGCCACCAACCUCCAACCAGUAAAUUCCUUAUUCUUCCAUGAGUUGGAUGUAAAUUCUAUAUGACCUAACAAUUCCACUCCAAGGUGUAUACCCAACAGAAAUGUGUACAUACAUGCAUCAAAAGCUCUGCCCUAGAAUGUUCAUAAAGCUUUAUUCAUGAUAACCCCAAACUGGAAAGCACCCCAAUGCCCAUGCCGAAUGGAUAAACCAAUUGUGGCAGAGUCCCACCGUGGGCUCCAACACAGCAGUGAUAGUGACCUGCAGCUACUCCUCACACCAUGGUGUGUAUCUCACAAACCAAGUGUCACUUGAGGUGAGUCAAGAGCACACCACGGGAUUCCAAUUACCGGAGGUACAAAGCCCAGCAAAAUCAGUCCCUGCUCUCUUGAGCAGGAGUAGCAGCUCCUCUGAAGGGGAUGGGUACCAGCAGGUUGCACAAAGGGAGCUUCUGGGACGUUCUGUUUCUUGAUGUGGCCGCCAGUUAUCUGCAUUCAUUUGUGAAAAUUCUUGAAGCUGUACACUUCUGAUUUGGUCACUUUUCUGUGAGUGUGUCAUACUUCAAUAAAAUGUCCGUUUU